UUACCGAAUUAUAAACACGCGACGCCAUAUUAGAUUCGUCCAGCACGGAAGUGUUGUACUGCAUUACUUUGUUUCUUUAUUCAUUUCUGCACGAGUUCAGAAGCAAGGAAAACAGACGAGGAUGAGCCAAUAUAUUCAGGUUACAGAGGAGGAGAACGAAGAACCAAUUGAAAUUCCAAGUGAAGAUGAUGGUACCCUGUUAUUGACGACGCUUUCUGCCCAGUUUCCAGGAGCAUGUGGAAUGAAAUAUCGCAAUCCUGAAACCGGCGCUUAUCGUGGUAUCCGCCUUGUUGAUGGGCGCCUGCACCCCCCAGAUGGUUUAUGGGAUUCCCAUGUCUACGUUUCAGUGUUUCCAAAAGCCGAAAACAAAAGGAAGGGUGAAGAGGGCCAGGAGAACCCAGCAGCCAAGACAAAGCGAAUUGACACAGCUCCAUGCAGCACAGAUCUCAUAGUCCUUGGUCUGCCAUGGAAAAGUACAGAAGAUGACCUGAAGAAAUAUUUUGCCCAGUUUGGAGAACUGCUGUUGGUGCAGGUUAAGAGAGACAUUAAAACCGGUCAGUCCAAAGGAUUUGGUUUCAUUCGAUUUGUGGAACAUUCAGCUCAAGUGAAGUGCAUGUCCCAACGUCACAUGAUAGAUGGAAGAUGGUGUGAUGUCACCAUACCCAACUCAAAGGAAGGUGCCCAGCAGCUAAUGAACAGGAAAGUCUUUGUUGGGAGAUGUACAGAAAACCUGACAGCUGAAAACUUGCGAAACUACUUCGGCAAGUUUGGUGAAGUUGUGGAUGUCUUCAUUCCCAAGCCUUUCAGAGCCUUUGCUUUCGUAACAUUCGCUAAUCCUGAGGUAGCCCAGACCCUCUGUGGUGAAGACCAUGUGAUAGAUGGCACCAGUGUCCAUGUCAGCAGCGCUGCGCCCAAGAAUAUGGAUCGCCAUGGGGAUCGCAAAGGUGGAGGUGGGGGGUACAACCAAGGUUACAGCCAAGGCUUUGGCAAUCAGGGUGGAUGGAGCCCUGGGCCUCGCCCUUCCCCUUCCCAUCAUAAUAAUAUUGGUAAGCAGAACAAUCAAAGCAUGGGUCAAGGGGUAGAUAACCAAGUUGCUAACAACAUUGGAAUGAAUCUUCUUAACAGUGCUAUGAUGGCAGCUGCCCAAGCUGUGUUAAGUGGGCAGGGUCAGUGGGGGCCCCUGGGACUGGCAGGACAGGCAGGAGGUGGGGGUGGAGGUGGAAAUGGGGACACUUCACAGAAUCAGAACAACAAUAGUCAACCCUUUGGGAAUAUUGGUGGAACUGGGGGUGGAGGACAGGGCAGUGCAAGCAACUUCUUAGGAUGGGGUGGCCCACAUAGUGAUGGACAGAGCCACAGUUCCACAAGCCAAGGGCAGUAUGGGGGAUGGGGAACUCACGGCAGUGGGGGGAGGUCAGGGGGGUGGAGCUGAAUGGAGUGAAUGAAUAGUAUAGCAGUGGUCAUUCAGCCUACAAACGCCUGUACAUUUCUGAAUCCUCAUGUUGACCAGUAAAAAUUGUAGUUGAAGAUAAUUGUCCAAACUGUUGAGUUCUGUUAACCAAAUUCAGAAUAUCUGUCAGAAAUUCAAAGUUUGCGUGUAAUAUCGCAGUGAAUAUCCACCUGGGAUGUGGCCUAGUUUUGAGAAUAUAUCCACCUAUGUAUGUUAAGUGACUACUGCUAUGCUGUUGCGUGGUGGGUUGUUGGAAACAGUUGCUCUGGUGAAGUUAUGGAGAGAAGCGUGUGAGACAGCAGCUGUGAUGUGGAGGACAGGCAGGGCACCACAUUGGUAGUGAGGAUGAGUUGAGAGUUUGUAUGAUGCUCUUAUUGAACAGUAGAGGCACUGUCUUCCUGAACUGCUUAUAGAGUAGCAGUGCUGUGUGAGUGGUGAUUAUGACGAUGCACAUACUAAUGCUGUUGGUUCUAGAGAUUUAAUCGAAUGGGUUUCCAUCAUGGAACAUAUCUCCCCUUUUUGUGGUUAAUUUUUAAGAUCUUGAAUUCCUCCUCUCAACAAUUAACCAUAUAUUAUUACAAGAGUAUGUUUUCUUACCAAACAACAUUGAUUUCUUGAACAUUCGGCAAACAGUUGCAAAUAAUGUGUUAAAUUUUUGAAAAGCUUGAAAGUUUACUUCAUUUCUGAAAAAAACUAUUACGAAAUUCAAUUGGUAUUUGUAGUACUCGUUGCUUGUUGUUAGAUGGCCUUUGUAACAGUUGCAAAUCAUGUUGUGUAUUGUCAUAGUGAAUUUGAAAGUUUUUGUGCAUGUAUGGAGCAUAUUUAAAUUGCUUGAAGGGAGCGUCGGGGAGAAUGAGCUGUGUGAGGAGAUGUUUGGGAGGCAAAGCUCAGUCCUAGACACAGCACAUACAUUGAUAUGCACCAGUGUUACAUCAAGCAGUGAGAGUAGAUCAUCAUGUACAUACAGCUUCCUAGCAGACUGUCACCAUCACAGUGUAGCCUAUGUCUCAGUGUAAUCUGUGUUGUAACCUGUCAAGUCUCAUGUCAUUUUAAUGGUCAUAUCAUUCACAGGUGUCGCACCUGCAGGAGUAGGUGUUAACAUGGCUUAUCAUACUUUCAUAUUUGUCACAACAUGCAGUAUUCAAAUUGACUAAAUUUGCAUUGUUUAUUAAUCAACCUUGUUUGGGCUUUGUAACAGUUUAAAACAGACACAUUUCCUAUUGGGCUCAGUUUGUGUUCCACAAAGAAUACAGUGGGAUUAUUGGGAAAUAUAUCACGUUUGCCUACAUACAUCAUAGAUUGUAUUGCAUGUACGAAAGUGUUACUUGAGAAGACCAAUCUGCUUGUUUCACGUCAUUGUGUUUAAGAUUUGUUAACAUUGAUCACUGAACUGUCAGAAUAUGGUUGAAUGGAAGAUAUUGUCAACCGAGAAUGAAGCAUUUUGAGAGAUGAUGUUUUGCAGGUGAUGAAUGACAUUUCCCAAUAUGAUUGAGUGGAAUGAUAUUUUAGAUAUGUGGAAUGUGUCAAAUACAUUGUUUGAUUUGGUUUGUUUUGAGUGACAAUGCUAUUGAAAGAUAUACACCUUG
Haliotis rubra (blacklip abalone) is the source of this 3036-nucleotide messenger RNA. Its product is annotated as TAR DNA-binding protein 43-like. Gene Ontology annotation, molecular function: RNA binding. Bases 122 to 1432 code for a protein of 436 amino acids. The record is from RefSeq and is a predicted model, not a curated record. Gene Ontology annotation, biological process: regulation of gene expression. The transcript is spliced from 4 exons. Gene Ontology annotation, cellular component: nucleoplasm. NCBI's taxonomy places the organism in Eukaryota, Metazoa, Mollusca, Gastropoda, Lepetellida, Haliotidae.